Molecule: messenger RNA, 2463 nt
Organism: Cordyceps militaris CM01
Lineage: Eukaryota; Fungi; Ascomycota; Sordariomycetes; Hypocreales; Cordycipitaceae
Product: protein kinase, putative
Exons: 4
Coding region: 1-2463 (820 amino acids)
Biological process (GO): intracellular signal transduction; protein phosphorylation
Cellular component (GO): cytoplasm
Molecular function (GO): protein serine/threonine kinase activity; ATP binding
Source: RefSeq, a predicted model, not a curated record
AUGUUCAAAUACUCGCCGGGCGGCAUCAUGUCUGAUGCACAGGACAGCAAUUCCAGGAGAAAUGAGUCGAGAACACGCCAUGUCUUCUGCAUUGGAACCAAACGGGCCAAACCAGUCAAACCCGCCAGCUUUGAUUCUCUGAACAUCUCUCGCCCACCGAUAUCUCCCGUCGCGACGCCCAUCACCCUCUCGUCGCCCGCCGUCGUGCUCGUCGCCACGCCCGUUCGCAAUCGCGACACCCUCUUCCGCACUCUACCAUACCCGGCGCCUCCCAGCGCCUCCGGCAUACCUCCCGCCCGGCUGGCCGUCCCAUCGCCCUUCUUGCUUUUCACCACUCGCUCUUUCACUCGGCGUCUCUGGCCCAACACUCGCCUUUGCCGCUCUAUGACAUUCCUCUCAACAUCGUCAAAGCCUGCCCACGAUGACACCGAUGCCGACCACCCGCGCCAUGGUCAGCUAGCCCUCAAUGCUGCUCAGCAGCCCUCUAUAUCGGUAGAGCCUUCUCAAUCCACGCCAAUCCCCGUGCCUCGACACUCACACUUGGCGCCGCCCUCGCCCUACCAAAUGGCCACCUCCCCGAUUGAUCGCGCCCACUCGCCGCUCCGCCUGCAUAGAGAUUCCGCCGAGGCGUCGGCCAAUGCGCUCAGGAUUUCCACCGACGUUAUUUCAACAUCGACUGCCGUCACAUCCUUUCCCAGCUACCGCGAUGCCAUGGCCCCAAACACCCGCAACCUUUCGCCCCAGCGAAACCCUCUGAACAGGACCAACUCUGCCAAUUCUGUGCAGCUUGCGCGCACCCCCAGUCUCAAAGCCGCCUUGACAGGUGCUUUUGCUUCCUCCAAUGGCUCCAGCAGCAACAUCUCCAGCCCCGUCAUCAACGCCAUGGGCGACGUAACCCCGUUACCCAGUCCGCUCAUGUCAUCCGACUCGCCAGGGCCUUGGAAGCGCCUGAGUCUUGCUUCGACCUCGCCUCCUCAGUACCGAAGCAAACUUGACCUUGUCGGACAAACGAUGACGUCCAAUCCAAUCACCCUCAGCUCCCAGCCCAAUUCUACCUCUCCUCGGCGCAAGGCCUAUAUCAAUCAACUACAAGAUUCGGCACCUGCGCCGCCGCAGCCUACACCUUCCGCAACACAGAAGCCACACCACACGAGGAACCGAAGCGUCAGCGAAUACAUGCCUGACCCCAUCUCGAUUCAGAAACGACCCGUUGUGGUGUCGGGUACUCAUACUAGAAGAGACGGCACCGAGCAUCCAGAUGCUGGGCUGCGACGCGAGUCUCAUCUCGCCGCAUCGCGUGGACUGACUCCGACCCUCACCAAACCCCCUACCCCUCCUCCCAGUGCCUCGUCCAAAGACUCGUUGGACAGCCCGGUCAAGGCACAGGACCCGUCGUUUGAGUAUUUCAAGGCACGGAGUCGCAGCGAUCACAAGAACCGCCGCUGGAGAUCUGUCGGCUUCCUGGGCCGCGGCACGUUUAGUCGAGUCAUGCUCGCAACCAGCCAGAUUAUUCCUGAUGGCGACGGCCCCGAGAUGCUGGCAGGCACGCCAGCUGGAUGCCGUCUAGAUCGCAAGACGCUUGUUGCCGUCAAGGUGUGCGAGCAUGGACCCAAGGGCGGUGCUAGCGAGGACCGUGUCGAGAUGAGCCUCAAGCGCGAGCUGGAAAUCAUGCAAGCCAUUCACCACCCAUCGCUUCUCGAUCUGAAAGCGUGGAGUAUUGAGCCGACCCGUGCCAUCUUGGUCAUGAGCUUUUGUCCAGGUGGUGAUCUCUUUGACGUGACAAGUGCCCAUCGCAAGAGUCUGACAUCGUCUCUGAUGGGCCGCAUUGUGGCGGAACUCGUCUCUGCCCUUCGAUAUUUGCAUCAACAGAACAUUGUUCAUCGCGACAUCAAACUGGAAAAUGUUCUCGUCAACAUUCCUCCGGCCGAUCUGGCCAACACAAGCACCAAUUGGGCGACGUAUACACACUCGAUCAUUGCCCUCGCCGAUUUUGGCCUGUCCCGUCGUAUUACGCCCGGCGAGCAGCUCGAAACCCGCUGCGGAUCGGACGAUUACGCGCCACCCGAAGUCAUCAUGGGCCAGCCGUACGACGGACGCGCUACUGACGCCUGGUCCCUCGGCGUUCUCUUGUACGCGCUCCUCGAAGCGCGUCUUCCGUUUGACCCCCAUCCUGGCAUGAGCGACGCCCACCGCAUGCGCAGCCGCACCAGCCAUCGCAUCGCCCGCGUCGAGUGGCGCUGGGUCGAGUACGCCGGCGACGACGGCGACCACGAGGGUAACGAGGCCCUCUUUGAGCGCGCCGGCCUGCGCGGCGCCAUGCACGUCGUCGAGGGCUUGCUGCGACGCGCGCGCAACCGCUGGACGCUGGACCAGGUCGCGGCCGAGCCCUGGGUUUCCAACGCGGUGUCUGUCGACGGAGGCAUUCGCUUUAGGGAAGAGGAGGCUGGCGAGGAGGUUUCAUGA